Messenger RNA from Portunus trituberculatus (swimming crab), 655 nucleotides. Its product is annotated as pro-resilin-like. Bases 89 to 445 code for a protein of 118 amino acids. NCBI's taxonomy places the organism in Eukaryota, Metazoa, Arthropoda, Malacostraca, Decapoda, Portunidae. The record is from RefSeq and is a predicted model, not a curated record. Gene Ontology annotation, cellular component: extracellular matrix. The transcript is spliced from 3 exons.
AUAAAUACCUGCGGACACAGGACGACACCACAAGAACUCAACACCUGCCGCUGAACACAGCCUCCUCCACCAACGCCUGUACCUCACAAUGAACGCCAAGGUGCUCCUCCUCCUGGCUCUGGUGGCAGCCGCCGCCGCAGAGGGCUCUCACUCCCACGAGGACUCCUACGGCGCAUCCUCCGAGGAGGCCAAGUAUGAAUUCAACUACCAGGUAAAGGACGACGAGGGCAACGACUUCGGCCACGAGGAAAAGCGCGACGGCGACUACACCCAAGGCUCCUACUACAACGAGCUGCCCGACGGCCGCCGCCAGGUCGUCACCUACGAAGUGGACGGCAACUCCGGCUUCGUGGCGGACGUCAAGUACUCUGGCGAGGCCCACUACGACUCUGGCUCCUACGAGUCCAGGUCCAGGGAGUCUAGGUCCCGGGAGUACUACAACUAGUUCUACCAGGAGCAGCGCACACAGCGGCGCCGCCUGACCCGCCACUCACUCACACGUCGGCUGAGCCCAGCCUGGGGCGCCGCGUCCCGCCACACACGCCCACACCCUCCUCCAUGGCGCGUGUGGACAUCGCCUUACGUUCGUCGAUCACCUUCGCUAUUGUUUCUUUGUAAUACUCUUACUAUUUAUUAAAAAUGUCAAAAUAAGAAA